AUGAAUGCGGUGUUGAAAGGAGAAGUAUUAAAACAAAGGCCUUUCGAUCCAAUCUUUUAUAACAGAGAUUUGUAUGUUUGGCAAUGGUUCCAGUUUGUUUAUCAAUCACAAUUACUAUUAGCUGAGAGGAAACAAAAACGGAAAGCUGAAACUCAUAAGACGAUUUCAUGUCAAGCGUGGAAAGAUACUGGUCGUUGUAAUUACGGGAAACACUGCAAAUUUGCGCAUGGCCCAGAAGAAUUGCGACCGAUGCCAAAGGCCGAAGUGAAAGUUUUCAACAAUCCUCGUUAUCGCACUGCAUUGUGUAUCAAAUACACAACAUUUGGUUACUGUCCUUACGGUGACCAAUGUCACUUCAUCCACGAUCCUGUACAAAUAGACUUAGAAAAGUGUUUGGAUUGGUUAUCGGGUUCUUCACUGCCGUCAUCACAACCUUCUUUGGAACAAACAAAUGGUUACUUGGAUGCUUCUUUUUCUCGAGCUGAACCAGAAAUCACGCAUUUGGAAAAGCGGAGAAAAAUAAGUCAGUCAGAUCUAACUUUGGAAUCACAAUGCUUGAAGACACAACCAGAAACAUGUCAAGAAUCAGAAUCCGUGCCACCGAUAAAAUCAAUGCCAGAAAACAAUACAGUUGAGGCGACGACAGUGCAUGACCCAUUUCGGAGUGGCAAAGUUUGCAAUGAAGAAAUUGAGCUUAAACCUUUACAAUUCAAUGUAUUCGAUGACUUUCUCCAUGUAAUUAAUCCCCAAAGUGUGCUUCCAAAGAAGCAGUAA
Molecule: messenger RNA, 774 nt
Organism: Acanthocheilonema viteae
Lineage: Eukaryota; Metazoa; Nematoda; Chromadorea; Rhabditida; Onchocercidae
Source: the annotation of a GenBank genome assembly